AUGGGUUGCGCCUCUCCCCCCACAAUGGCUACGACUCUUUCAUGCAAACUUCAAAACAUGAACCUGGAAGAGACGAAGGAUGAAAUAGAUCCGCCUGAGGGUCACCUCACCUUCCGUUACAUGUUUGAACACGAGCCUUUCGAAAUCCUUCCCUUCGAAUACUUCCCAUGGAAGGAAGUUGAUCACUAUCCACCAAUUUUUGACUAUGGCAUCGCCCUCACCACAGAAGAAAUUCAGGAAUAUGCUCGUCGGGAGGUUUUUCUUGAAGGACGCAAUCCUCACGAUUACCGUGACGUGCUUCACGGCGCCCUACGGAAAUUGAAUAAAGAAUUCGGACUGGAGCCUGGAGGGAGGAUUGGUCUUGGUGUUCCUUACUCAAAGAUGGAGAAUGUGGUGUUAUUCAAGUUCCUCGACAACUAUGUCUGUCCGUUGUCAGACGAGAAGGUACACCUUGUUGUUGAUGGGUUGAAGAGAGCAUUUGGGAAGGAGCCGCAGUGGUUCUUGAGUCAUAACAAUGAGGAGUUCAAAAACAAUUAUAAUGUUCCCGACUGGAAAAUCGAUAGGUGGGAAGCACAAUUGAAGAAAGAAGGAGAAUUUUGA
Molecule: messenger RNA, 600 nt
Organism: Marasmius oreades (fairy-ring Marasmius)
Lineage: Eukaryota; Fungi; Basidiomycota; Agaricomycetes; Agaricales; Marasmiaceae
Exons: 3
Coding region: 1-600 (199 amino acids)
Source: RefSeq, a predicted model, not a curated record